AUGAAGCUCACAUUGAUGGCUCUGCGAAAUAUGAAGGUGGAGGAGCAGCAUGUUGAUGGUGAGAGCUCGUCGGAGCACUGCAUAUCGCGGUUGCUGACUGCGGUGGAGCGCGAGCUGCAGGUAGGGCGGGAAAAGGGUGACCCCACAGAAAGGGGGCUGCGGGUCACCCUGGAGGACGCAGAGUUGUGGAGGAAGUUCCAGCAUAUCACCAAUGAAAUGAUAGUCACCAAGAGUGGACGACGCAUGUUUCCUGUCCUCAAGGUCAGCGUGUCCGGUCUGGACCCGAGUUCCAUGUACUCCUUCCUUCUCGACUUCAUCCCGGCCGAUGGCUGCCGCUGGAAGUUUGUCAACCAUGAGUGGUUGGCGGCAGGACAGGCAGAAGGAUGCAGAGAGGAACGAGGCCACGGUGGCAUUUACAUCCACCCGGACUCGCCCAACUUUGGAGCUCAUUGGAUGAAAGCAGCAGUGACCUUCAACAAGGUCAAACUGACCAACAAAGUCAACAGAGAAGGACAGAUCAUGUUAAACUCGCUUCAUAAGUACGAGCCUCAUUUGUACAUUGUGCGUGUGGGGUCCCAACAUCAUGUUGUUUCUGACAUUUCCUUCAAAGAGACCCAGUUUAUCGCAGUCACUGCCUACCAGAAUGAAGAGAUCACAGCUCUGAAGAUCAAACAUAACCCUUUCGCCAAAGCCUUCCUGGACACCAAAGACAGAAGGAUGGAACACUACCCCUUCUCAUCGCCUGACCAACAAUACCCCAACAUCGGCUUCUCACAGCUCCAGUAUCCUUGUCUAUGGACGAUUGGCUGCAGUGAGAUGAGCCCCUCUCCUUCCUCGUGUGCCAUUCUCCAAGGUCCAAUCAGCAACGAGAACCUCACGCAACCUGACAACACUGGUCGAGCAGGUGGCACUGGGUGGGCUCCUGGCCCCACCCAGUCUUUCUAA
Messenger RNA from Nerophis lumbriciformis (worm pipefish), 945 nucleotides. The record is from RefSeq and is a predicted model, not a curated record. Lineage: Eukaryota; Metazoa; Chordata; Actinopteri; Syngnathiformes; Syngnathidae.